Molecule: messenger RNA, 1353 nt
Organism: Hordeum vulgare subsp. vulgare (domesticated barley)
Lineage: Eukaryota; Viridiplantae; Streptophyta; Magnoliopsida; Poales; Poaceae
Product: protein IRON-RELATED TRANSCRIPTION FACTOR 3-like
Exons: 5
Coding region: 292-1104 (270 amino acids)
Molecular function (GO): protein dimerization activity
Source: RefSeq, a predicted model, not a curated record
AGCGCACGCAGCGGCACGCGCCAGGCCGGGGCACGCCACGGUGCCGCCCACGCGCCCUCCUCGCCUCUCUCGCCACGGACGCGUGGGCUCCCCUACACCACCAUCGCCACCGCCCGCGCAACGGAACGGGCACGCCACGCGCCCCCUCCACCCCGUUUCCUCCUCCUCCUCCUUCUUCUCCACUCUCCGCCCUCGCGCGAAGCAACAAGCACGGCCCUGGACGGCAGCAAGCGACCCGUUUUCCUCCGACCCGUUUCCGUUCUAGUCCUCCAGACGCCUGGCGAGCAGGGUAUGGUCGCCAUGCUGCCCGCCGCGAGGGGAGACGCCGCCCCAGCCACCAGCGCCGGCGCCGCCGAGAAGCUCGUCCACCGUGGGCCCGGCACCGACGGCAAGUACAAGAAGAAGGCCCCGAGGAUGGUCCACAAGGCCGAGAGGGAGAAGCAUAAGCGCGACCUGCUCAACGACCUCUUCAGUGAGCUCGGCGAGAUGCUAGAAGCAGACAGGCAGACCAAUGGGAAAGCCUGUAUAUUGACUGACACCACUCGAAUCCUUCGAGAUCUGCUUUCGCAGUUAGAAUCUCUCAGGCAGGAGAAUAGCACCCUGCAGAAUGAAUCUCAUUAUGUUACGAUGGAGAGGAAUGAGCUGCAGGAUGAGAACGGUGUGCUCCGCAACGAAAUUCUGGAGCUACAAAAUGAGCUGACAAUGCGGCCAGCAGGCAACCCAGGUUGGGGCCAUGCUACUGCCGGGUCGCCUCACGCUGUUUCUCAUCCUGCAAGCACAGUUUUCCCGUCACAGCAGCCACCGACCAUCCCAAGCGCAGUGUUCCCCUUGCAGCAGCCACUGCAACAGCCAACAGUCAUGGAGCCUCCACCACCACGGGAACUUAAGCUCUUCCCAGAUGCGGCAUCUGAUAUCGAAUGCCCUGAACCAUCAGAAGAUCAGGAGGCUGCCAACCAUAUCGCGCGACCGCUGGCAAGGUACCCAGCACAGUCGGCGUCGUGGCCUGUAAGCCUGGGUCUCCCGAGGAUGGAAGAUGAACAAUGCAGCAGUGGCGCAACGGGCAGUAGCAAGGAAGGUAGUAGCUCUGCAUCUUCUGGAGAUUGAGUAGAUCAGUUCCAACCAGUCAGGAAGUUUCUCUUUGAGUGUAGUGGAUAUAUGCAGCUGAGCAUGUGCAUGUAAAUACCAGACUCCGUCUUGGAUCUGGGAAUGUUAUGUUAGAUGAGAAGAUGACGCUCCAAUGGGAAUCAGAAUAGCACCUUUUCUUCAUCCUCUGUGUUGCAACUUAUGCUGGCACCAUAGCAUAUGUGAACUGAUCUAGCUAGAAUCAAUAUUUGCAAAGCAAAACUACAGCAA